This is a messenger RNA of Leptosia nina, 564 nucleotides long. The record is from the annotation of a GenBank genome assembly. NCBI's taxonomy places the organism in Eukaryota, Metazoa, Arthropoda, Insecta, Lepidoptera, Pieridae.
AUGGAUUUAAGCAACAGACUUUUUGUUUUCAUAGAAACAAUUAUUGAAAGCAUCACUAACGCACUACCAGUAAAAUUAUCUAGAAAAUCUCCCCCGAGGAAAGAUUCGCCUAUGAAAAUUGAGACUUUGCAAACUUACGCUCCCGAACUACUACCAAAUGAUACAUUGGACAUACCGAGACCAGUAUUAAUUAUAGCGGAAGAUCCUCCUAUAGAAGAAAGCCCAAUCACCAAGGGUAACCUCAAAAUUCCUAAGAUGCCGCUAACGAACAGUGACGUAUUUAAACCGGCAGAGAGAAAACUUAACAUUGUAACAGAAGAUGUUGCUUGUAAUACAGGAAAUGAUAAAGAUGUAGCCGGGGAGAUUGCCAAAUAUGUGGGGACGCUGAGAAGAAUAUCAUUGAUCGCUGAAGAGUUUAAUCAAAAGACAGCUAAAAACCUCAAAGAAAUAGUGGACAGCGUCCAAGAAGAUCUUAUCAAAAAGUUAGAAGAAAUACAAACAGACCAAGCAAUUAAACCAGAAAGUACAAGAAACAUCACAAUAGAAGCAGCUAUUAAAAAAUAA